Ostreobium quekettii is the source of this 618-nucleotide messenger RNA. NCBI's taxonomy places the organism in Eukaryota, Viridiplantae, Chlorophyta, Ulvophyceae, Bryopsidales, Ostreobiaceae. The record is from the annotation of a GenBank genome assembly.
AUGGCGUCGCAUCGGCCAACGAUGAGCGAGGAAUAUUCCGACGCCUUGAGCAACGCGUCGGACGUGUCCUCCGUGAAUGAGUUGCCGGCGACAGGGGUGCCCCUUAGGUAUCCUUCUCCAAGAGCUGAUUUGCAGCAAGGUGUGGCUUUUGGACAAGUGGCUUUUCCUCCAAUAGCUCCACAAGGCUUCCUACCAGCAAACCCGCCACCCCCCUCAGUGUACCCAGCGCCGCCAAAGUGCGUUGGACCAGACUACAGCGUUGCACAGUAUGGCAAAGGAGACAUCGAAACAGGCCGUCCAGCACCAGCGCAGGUAGUGAUCCCUCGCCUUCCAUUGGAUACCUUGCAUCACCCUGGAAAGGCAGGGCACUCAUGCCAAAAAGGUCCCAAGGCACCAUCCACCAAGUAUUUAAGCGGAUUUGCUGACAAGAGUGCAAGGAUUGGCUUCCUCCGGAGGGUCCUUUGGAUUGUUGUACUGCAGAUAGGAGUCACAAGCGCACUCUCCACAGCAUUGCUCUUUCGCGCAUCUGCUCAGGUGUGGACACAAGUGGCUACGAUUCAAAGCACCAGUUUGACAGAUGCCCAGCCUCCAGUUUGGAGAGGCGCCUGUGGUGCAUGA